Molecule: messenger RNA, 1263 nt
Organism: Medioppia subpectinata
Lineage: Eukaryota; Metazoa; Arthropoda; Arachnida; Sarcoptiformes; Oppiidae
Source: the annotation of a GenBank genome assembly
AUGAAGAAAAAAUUGAUUCGCAAAAACAAUGAGAGCACUCUAUCGCAGGCCUCAACUGUCAGUUCGCCGUCGGAUGUGAUGUGUUUGUAUCGAAAGGAUGGCAUCAGUGAUAAUAAUGCAGACAACUGUGCCAUCAAUCAGAUCCCAGCCCUUAUUCGUGGCCUUAUAUUUCAAUUCAAUGAUCUGGAAAUGCGUCGAUUGAGACAAUUAUUCAACUCAACGGCUAUUAUAAAGGACCCGAUUGUAGAGAUAGCGUCGGAACCGAUAUCAGUGUCGGAAAUCUACCAUCGUUCAGACAAUGCAGCCAUCAUGAAAUUAGAUGUAUUAAAGUGGGGCACAGAGAAUGUAUAUGGAUUUCAAAAGGAUUUUAUGUAUAAACUCAACCAAGAGUAUAAUCAAGACAUGAAUCUAUUGGAUUUGUUGAUAGCAAUUGUAUUAUUCAAUCCAAAUCGUUCUAAUAUAAUACAAAAAGAUCUAAUUAAACUUCAAAGGGAAACAUAUAUUUAUUUACUUAAACGAAGUAAAACACAACUCGAAAACAGAGGCAGAGAUACGGUUCACAGCAUUAAUGAAUUGUCUGCAAAACGUUUAAGUUUCGGUGCCCUCACUUGUGAAUCGUGUCGAGUAUUCUUUCGUAGAAAUGUCAACAGAAUUCAGGGAUUUUUUUAUACAAACGAAGAAAGGGAACAAAUGGUUAAAUAUAGUGACAAAAAGCAAACGGUAAACAAUAAAAUCACUACUAUUUUGAAGACAUCGACUCCCAGUGGCAUCAAUUGGGUGUUAGAUAUGAUAUCCGGUGUUAUAUUUGAUUUAAACGAUAUGGAAAGGCAUCGAUUGACACAAUUGUUUAAAUCAACCGCUUUUAUAAAAGACCCGGUCGUGAGGCCAACAUCUGAAGCCAAUACAAUACCCGAAAUCAUACGAGUGUUACGAAUGAGAACUGAAAUACAUUGUCGGCGUAUAAUUAAAAUGUGUAAAACAAUGCCUGAAUUCACAGAAUUGUGCGAAAACGACAGAAUAAUACUCUUAAAGACCUGCUGUCCAGAGAUUAUAUGCCUAACGAGUGAUUCAAAAUCAGCUGUUAGAAUGGACCUAGAUGUUUUAAAGUGGGGCAAAUUAAUUAACAUUUGCAAAGAAAAACGAGUUCCAAUUCAAAGUUACGGCGCCUUUACUUGUGAUCCGUGUCGGGUAUUCUUCAGCAGAAAUGCCACCAAAACUCAGGAAUUGUUUUGUCGUUUCGACGGACCCAAAAACAGAACUUAA